GGACUGCCGCACGUGGGAAGGCGCGGGCAGAGCGGGCCGCAGCCGCCGCUGUUGCCUCCUUUGCUAGGCCGCCGCAAGGCUUGCCAGCGCCCCGCAUACCCCACCCCCAAACCAGAGGACAGCGCGCCCGGAGCCGCCGUCGCCUCUCGGCGCUCCCAUGAUCGUCCGGUGCCUUUCGGCUGCGAGACGCCUCCACAGGGUUGGUGGUUCCGGGAUUUUAUUGAGAAUGACUUUAGGGAGAGAAGCAAUGUCUCCUCUUCAGGCAAUGUCUUCCUAUACUGUGGAUGGCAGAAAUGUUUUAAGAUGGGAUCUUUCACCAGAGCAAAUUAAAAGAAGAACUGAGGAGCUGAUUGCGCAGACCAAACAGGUGUAUGAUGAUAUUGGAAUGCUUGACAUUGAAGAGGUAACUUAUGAGAACUGUUUGCAGGCACUGGCAGAUGUGGAAGUGAAGUAUAUAGUGGAACGAACCAUGCUAGACUUUCCCCAGCAUGUCUCCUCUGACAAAGAAGUACGAGCAGCAAGUACAGAAGCAGACAAAAGACUUUCUCGUUUUGAUAUUGAGAUGAGCAUGAGAGAAGAUAUCUUUCUGAGAAUUGUUCGUUUAAAGGAGACCUGUGAUUUGGGGAAGAUCAAGCCUGAAGCCAGAAGAUACUUAGAAAAAUCAGUUAAAAUGGGAAAAAGGAAUGGGCUCCAUCUUCCGGAACAAGUACAGAAUGAAAUCAAAGCAAUGAAGAAAAGAAUGAGUGAGCUAUGUAUUGACUUCAACAAAAACCUCAAUGAGGACGAUACCUUCCUUGUAUUUUCCAAGGCUGAACUUGGUGCUCUUCCUGAUGAUUUCAUUGACAGUUUAGAAAAGACAGAUGACAACAAGUAUAAAAUUACCUUAAAAUAUCCACACUAUUUUCCUGUCAUGAAGAAAUGUUGUAUCCCUGAAACCAGAAGGAAAAUGGAAAUGGCUUUUAAUACAAGGUGCAAAGAGGAAAACACCAUAAUCCUGCAGGAGCUACUCCCACUGCGGGCCAAAGUAGCCAAACUACUGGGCUACAGCACACAUGCUGACUUUGUCCUUGAGAUGAACACUGCGAAGAGUACACACCAUGUGACAGCCUUUCUAGAUGAUUUAAGCCAGAAAUUAAAACCCUUGGGUGAGGCAGAACGAGAGUUCAUUUUGAAUUUGAAGAAAAAGGAAUGUGAAGAGAAAGGUUUUGAAUAUGAUGGCAAAAUCAAUGCCUGGGAUCUACAUUACUAUAUGACUCAGACAGAAGAACUCAAGUACUCUGUGGACCAAGAGAUCCUCAAGGAAUACUUCCCAAUUGAAGUGGUCACUGAAGGCUUGCUGAACAUCUAUCAGGAGUUGUUGGGACUCUCCUUUGAGCAAGUGACAGAUGCUCAUGUUUGGAAUAAAAGUGUUACCCUGUACACGGUGAAGGAUAAAGCCACAGGAGAAGUAUUAGGACAGUUCUACUUGGACCUCUAUCCAAGGGAAGGAAAAUACAACCAUGCAGCCUGCUUUGGUCUCCAGCCUGGCUGCCUCCUGCCUGAUGGGAGCCGCAUGAUGUCUGUGGCUGCCCUCGUGGUGAACUUCUCACAGCCACGAGCAGGUCGUCCCUCUCUCCUGAGACACGAUGAGGUGAGGACUUACUUCCAUGAAUUUGGUCACGUCAUGCAUCAGAUUUGUGCGCAGACUGACUUUGCACGAUUUAGUGGAACAAAUGUGGAAACUGACUUUGUAGAGGUGCCAUCACAAAUGCUUGAAAACUGGGUGUGGGACACUGAUUCCCUCCGAAGGCUGUCAAAACAUUAUAAAGAUGGAAGCCCUAUUACAGAUGAUCUGCUUGAAAAACUUGUUGCUUCUAGACUGGUCAACACAGGUCUCCUGACCUUACGCCAGAUUGUUUUGAGCAAAGUUGAUCAGUCUCUCCACACCAACACUUCGCUGGAUGCUGCAAGUGAAUAUGCCAAAUACUGCACAGAAAUUUUAGGUGUUGCAGCUACUCCAGGCACAAAUAUGCCAGCUACUUUUGGACACUUGGCAGGGGGAUAUGAUGGCCAAUAUUAUGGAUAUCUUUGGAGUGAAGUCUUUUCCAUGGACAUGUUUUAUAGCUGUUUUAAAAAAGAAGGGAUAAUGAAUCCAGAGGUUGGAAUGAAAUACAGAAACCUAAUCCUGAAACCUGGGGGAUCGCUGGACGGCAUGGACAUGCUCCAAAAUUUCUUGAAACGUGAGCCAAACCAAAAAGCGUUCCUAAUGAGUAGAGGCCUGCAUGCUCCGUAAACUGGGGUCUUUGGGAGCAUUCCAUGUCUGGAAGACAAGUUGACAUCACCAUGUGUUACUGGCCUGGAAACUGAAGGGAGUUUUGCAAAUGAAAAUGCAGAUUUCUAUUGAUUUAAAAAGUUAUACAGAUGUAAAUGGAAUUAUAAAUACUGUGACCUAAGAAAAGACCCAUUAGAAAAUAAUUGUAUGAUAAAAUUUCAUAAAAAUGGAUUUGAUUUCUUUUUAUAAAAGUUUCAUAUGAAUGUGAUUUGAUUUUUUUACUCUUGUAAUCUAGAUAAUAUAAUGUAAGAGGGCCAAGAAUUUUUUAAUUGAAUCGUAUGCAUUGUAUAAUUUGACCCUUCUUAUAUCUUGAAGUUUUGUACUUGGGAUUUCUGAACUGAUAAAUGCACCAUCACGUUCCUCUGAUAAAUAUUUUCUUGGCGCAUCCACCUUGACUCUCCGUCUCCAGUAAAGUGUGACGUCUUUGCCUGCAUACCUCAGGGCCGGGGGUAUAUGCUUCAGUAAUGCAUUUAUCUUUGUAUUUCAGGCUUCAUGAUCCCCAACUUUCUGCUGCACCUAAGUCAGGCUCCUCCAAUUAGUUUAGUCUUUUCUAAGGUCCAGUCAGUACCAAAAAAUUAUGAGUUUUAGCUGAAAUGGCCUAAUGCAUAUUGUGAGUUUUUAUAUUUUGUUUUAGAGAAUUUUUUUUUUUAACAAUCUCAAAAUUUUAUUGUCUUCAUAAUAAAAGUAUGAAGCUCAGAACUGGAUCACUUGGCCCUUUCUCUUUUUAUCUCCUCCCAGCUCAAAAUGCUUGCAUCUCUUAAUAGCCAGCAUUCUCUUAGAUCUGCAGUUGGGCUCAACGCAUUCCAGCCUCAGCACAAUCUUCUUUGUAGUUUUAGCCUUUUUCCGGAAAAUUGGCUUAGUCUGCCCACCAUAGCCACUCUGCUUCCUGUCAUAACGCCGCUUUCCCUGGGCAUACAGUGAAUCCUUGCCCUUCUUGUACUGUGUCACUUUGUGGGGUUGGUGCUUGCCGCACUUCUUACAGAAAGUCCGGCGGGUUUUAGGAACGUUCACCAUGUUUGCGAGAGCACUAUCGGCACGGAAAAAAAGGUGUUUUAGAGAAUUUUGAAUCUUGGAUUAGAAUUUCAUUUCCACUUUAGCAUACAAGAUUAUUCGUUUUUCCACAUAUUCGCCAGUUAGAACACUAAAGCAAGUCCAAGAACAUUUUUCUCAGAGUUCCCGUCAUGGCUCAUCUGUAAUGAACCCAGCUAGCAUCCACGAGGACUCCAGUUUGAUCCCUGGCCUUGCUCAGUGGGUUAAGGAUCUGGCGUUGCUGUGAACUGUAGAUGUGGCUACAGCUGCAGAUACGGCUCGGAUCAUGCAUUGCUGUGGCUGUGGUGUAGGCUGGCAGCUGCAGCUCCGAUUGGACCCCUAGCCUGGGAACUUCCUUAUGCUGCGAGUGCAGUCCUAAAAAGCAAGCAAACAAGAAAUAUAUAUAUAUAUAUAUAUAUAUAUAUAUAUAUAUAUAUUUUUUUUUUUUUUUUUUUUUUUUUUUUUCUCCUCAUGCUUCUAAAAAGUGGUAGGAACUUCUCCAUUGCU
Sus scrofa (pig) is the source of this 3847-nucleotide messenger RNA. RefSeq names its product neurolysin (gene NLN). Gene Ontology annotation, molecular function: metalloendopeptidase activity. Lineage: Eukaryota; Metazoa; Chordata; Mammalia; Artiodactyla; Suidae. The record is from RefSeq and is marked provisional. Gene Ontology annotation, cellular component: mitochondrial intermembrane space. Gene Ontology annotation, biological process: proteolysis; peptide metabolic process.